AUGGGGUGUCUCAAGUUGGAUCUUCGCCUGGGCUUCAUCUCUUCGAUCGUGCCAGGACUGUGGGCCCUGCCGCUGUGCGGCGUGCCGGAGCCCGUGCAGAUACCCACGGACUCUUCUGCGCCGCUGGACCCGGACGAGGACGUCACGGUGCGGCCGUCCCAGGUGCCUGGCUGCCCGGAGGGCCGGGUGGACUGCGGCAGCUGCUCCUGCGUGCCGCGGGCCACGUGCACCUGGUGUCCCGGCGCCGGCGGCAACACGACUUCGAAGGUGCCUUAUUGCCCCAAGGGGCAUGUGGACUGCGGCAGCUGCCUUUGCGUACCAGAGGACACCUGCGAGUUCUGCCCCGAUUUGCCGAGCCAGCCGCUGCCGUCCCCCUUGACGAACGCCAGCUCCCGCCCCUCCGCGGUGCCGGGCUGCCCGGAGGGCCACGUGGACUGCGGCACCUGCCUCUGCGUGCCGGAGUCGAGCUGCCGAUGGUGCCCAGGCGCCGAGCCGUCGCCUGCGCCUCCCGCGCCGCUGGUGACGGCGCCCUCCACGGUGCCGCUGUGCCCGGCGGGCUACGUGGACUGCGGCGAGUGCAGCUGCGUGCACGAGUCCAGCUGCCGCUGGUGUGGCGCGGAGUUUGUCACCUCGACCACUACGGAGAAGCCGACCACCACGGAGAAGGCGGCCACCACGGAGGAGGCGACAACGACCACGAAGAAGGCGACGACGGAGAGGACGACGACAGAGGCGACGACCACGGACGUGCCUGUGAUGACGACAGAGGCAACGACGGAGCCGGUCAUGAGCACCGCGCUGGCGACGACCACUACGACCACGCGGCACAUUGUGAGUCGACCGUCCGAGGUGCCUUUCUGCCCGCGGGGCUACGUGGACUGCGGCGCCUGCCUGUGCGUGCCGCACGCCAGCUGCCGCUGGUGCCCAGGCGCCUGGUCCUCUCCUGCAGAGCCGGAGACGGAGCCAGGGCACAUCGUGUCGAGGCCCUCCACCGUGGCCUUCUGCCCCUCGAGCUACGUGGACUGCGGCACCUGCCUCUGCGUGCCGGAGUCCUCUUGCCGGUGGUGCCCGGGCGCCUGGUCGCCGGGUCCCAGCCCCUCUCCCGGCCCCGGCCCCAGUCCGAGCCCCUCGCCCCCGACGGGAGCCAUUGUGGCGCGACCUUCUGACGUGCCCUUCUGCCCAGCGGGCUAUGUGGACUGCGGCACUUGCAGGUGUGUGCCACGCUCCUCUUGCCGCUGGUGCCCAGGCGCAUUCCAGCCAUCACCUUCCCCGUCGCCAUCACCCUCCCCGUCGCCAUCGCCCUCCCCAUCGCCAGGUGGCAUUGUCAGCAGGCCGUCAACGGUCUUCGGCUGUCCGGCGAGUUAUGUGGACUGCGGCCUGUGCUUGUGCGUGCCGCGCUCCUCUUGCCAAUAUUGCCCCGGAGCACAUGAGCCAUCGCCAUCACCUCCGCCUUCGCCGAGCCCGCCCAGCACAGGCAUCGUCAGCACGCCCUCCACUGUCAUCGGCUGCCCCGCCAGCUACGUGGACUGUGGCACUUGCCUCUGCGUGCCUGAGUCCUCCUGCCGCUGGUGCCCGGGCGCCACCUCCUCCCCCGGAUCUAUCGUGGCGCGGCCCUCCGAGGUCGCGUUUUGCCCCUCGAGCUACGUGGACUGCGGCACCUGCUUGUGCGUCCCCAGGUCCAGCUGCCGCUGGUGCCCCGGCGCUUCGGGGCGCAAUUUGGCGUCGGAGGCCGACAGCGUGCCGAAUUUGCCGGCGGUCUUGGGGUCGUCCAAAGUGGAUGGCUGCCCCGGCGACUUCGUGGAUUGCGGCUCCUGCUUGUGCGUGCCUGAGCAGAUCUGCGACUUCUGCCCGCCUGUGCCGGAAGUUCCCCCCCUCGCGGAGCCGGUGCCGGGUCGGAACUUCACCAUGCGGCCCUCGGAGGUGCCUUUCUGCCCCGAGGGCUUCAUGGACUGCGGCGCCUGCUUCUGCGUUGCCCCGGCCACCUGCGCCUUCUGCGAGGAUCCCAUGGGCCCGCCGGAGCUGAACCUUACCCCCUCGGAAGUGCCGGGCUGCCCCGACGGCAACGUGGACUGCGGCGCCUGCCGUUGCGUGCCGGAAGCCUCUUGCCACUGGUGCCCCCCGGGCAUCGGCGCGCCGGGCCUGAACGCCACGGCCCAGCCCAGCCAGGUUCCGUUCUGCCCGGAGGGCUUCAAGGAUUGCGGCGCCUGCCUCUGCGUUCCGGAGGAGACCUGCCAGUGGUGCGGCUUCGAGGAAGUGAUUCCCCUGGAGCCGGCGAGGAACGUGACGCUGCGGCCCUCCGCUGUGCCAUUUUGCCCGGAGGACUUCUUCGACUGCGGCAGCUGCCUCUGCGUCCCUGAGCUCACCUGCCAGUGGUGCGAAUGA
Molecule: messenger RNA, 2382 nt
Organism: Effrenium voratum
Lineage: Eukaryota; Dinophyceae; Suessiales; Symbiodiniaceae
Source: the annotation of a GenBank genome assembly